AUGCUGCAUAUAUACAUGUACGAUCAAGGUUCUAUAUUUCCUUCACAAUCUUAGACACAUACAGGUGUGCAAAACGACAACAUAAAUGCAAACAUGCAUACGAUAACACAUGGCGAGACAGGACAGUCAACACACUGAUGCAUAGCAAACUUCAGUAACCAAUGAUACAGUUAGUUAGUUAGAAUGGCAACAUUAGUUUCCUUUCCGGUUAAAAAGUCCCAAUGGAGAAUGCUUUCGUAUAUAAUCCUGCAUAUUUUUACUGUUCGAUGUAUUCAAGGUUCAACUGAUUUUUUGUACUGCCCAAGCUUGUCCAAUUUAGACUGUUUGAAGCCUGACAACAAUUGGCUCAAAAUAAAACAUUGCAUCUGCAGUUGUGCUGAGGCUAGACUAGAAACACGGCAGUAUAUUAAACUAGACUUUAGGCAGUGUGAUAUUUUUAUGAAGUGCAACUGGGCUUUACAUUUCACAAUUGACGUUUUUAACAGAAGCGCGACUAUUUUAUAUACUAAACAGCAAAAGGUGAAUCAGAAUUUGGAGUUCCUGCUUAUACCUGUUAAUCUACGCCAAGAAGAAGAGUAUGUUAUUGAGAUGAGGACAAGAUGUGAUGUAUGUGACGACUCUUGUUCAAUAUAUCAAAUAGAGGUGCCAGUAAUGAAAUCUGUAACCAUUUCUACAGUACAGAACAAUACAUCACCAUCUGUCAAUAUGAUUCUAGUAUAUGCUGUAACUGUGCCUAGUAUCAUUGCAAUUUUGACACUUCUUAUCUUUAUUGUUUGUCAAAAGAAAAAUGAUGGAGUACAGAGAAGUUUUAUCCAAAACAACCACCAAGCAGAGCAUGUUUGACAUUGACAAAUGUUAUUGAUAUUUAUAACCACAAACACAACAAAUGACGUAGACGUCAAAGCAGGUGCUAACAGAAAUCGUUUCAUUAUAAAAGUGAAACUGAAGAACCUGUAAACUGAUCCGAAGAAACACCAUUAUACCAUAAUUACUAUUAAUGAAAUGGAAGCAGCUGCAUUUAAAUGAGUACUAUCGACAGAGUACUAACGGCAUAACACUAAAAUUGUAAGAACAAUUAUCAACAUAAAAUAUAUUGAUAGUAGCAAAAUAUAAAGAUGCAACUAAUUUAAAAGUAAUGAUAACGAAUGAUACUUAGAAAAAUAUAUCAAAAUAUCUAGCUAAAAUCUACUAGAUUAACUGCCAGUUGGGUUAAGAAUUUUGUCAUAAAUUCAUAAUUCUAAAAGAUUGUUGAAGCAAUUGUAAUUGAAAAAAAAAUGGUAUACUGUACCAAAUUAUGAAUAUGACAGUCGUUUUCUCGACUUUCCGUUGGUUGGUAUAGUCGAGAGUUUGGUUUUGUCUGGUUUAAUGAAUUUCCCCCUUUUUGAAUUUACUUUGGAGUUCGGUGUUUUUGUUUAAUUUUGUUAAUAUAUUUUUCACUAUAUUAAAUGGUCACUCGUUUUAAAUGUAAGACCAUAUACAAUAAAAUUUUUCACUGUGAAAAUGUAGAAAGAAUUACUAUGUAUAAUACAAUGAAAUAUUUGUAAUCAUUAAAACAGGAUCAUAAAUGAAUUUUUGAAGAUGACCUAUAAUUUUAGAUAUUUUGGACAAGUACUAAUGCAUACGUUGAUCAAAAAUUUUAUUCAAUUAUGUUUAUAAUUAUAAAUAAAUGAAUAUAAAAUAAAUAUGUAAAUUGAUAAACGCACAUAAAUUGAUAAGAUAUCGGGUGGACACACAUCAUUUGGUAAACUUCAAUAUUAAGGAAGUAUAGCAGUGCAAGGUGAAAUAUAAUAUGAUAAUGUAAAACUCACUAAAGAUACCUGCGGCCUAUAAUUUGGUAUGCCAGACACGCGUUUCGUCUACAUAAGACUCAUCAGGGGAAUGAAAAGAGUAGAUAUUUUACAAACAGCUCACGUCAAACAAAAUAAAGUGAGUGAAUUGAGAAGGUAAUCAUCAGACCUGCAGGUAUGUAGGUACAAUUGGCCAUGCGAUUCUAAAGUCAAAUGCAUAUAUCAUGGCAAAUCCGGUUAUAAAGUCAAAUGAAUGAUAGUGGAUCUAUUAUAGAGUUAACAUGUCACUAGUAAAUUAAAAAAAAAAACUAAUUAUGGAACAGUCACUACUUUUAUACCUUUUACUUUAACUUUUGCCAAUUUGGGGAUUACGUUGUUCUAAUUUCCUUUGCCUAUAUUCUGGUUAUUUUGUUUUUAUCACUUUUGUCUUUAUGUACUUUGUAUAUUUAUUUACUAUUUGCUUGGUGAACUUAGACAUUUUUCUUUUAGUCAACAUAAAACAAAACAUCUGAUAACAUUUUUAUGCUGAAUAUUCUUUGUUUGAAGUAAUAUGGCUGUUACCUUGAUACACUUGAUGUCAUGUCAUUUAUACUUGCUUGCUAAACAAAUAAAAAUUCAGAUAUA
Mytilus californianus (California mussel) is the source of this 2411-nucleotide messenger RNA. RefSeq lists its product as uncharacterized. The record is from RefSeq and is a predicted model, not a curated record. NCBI's taxonomy places the organism in Eukaryota, Metazoa, Mollusca, Bivalvia, Mytilida, Mytilidae. The coding region runs from base 184 to 843 and encodes 219 amino acids. The transcript has 8 exons.